AUGAUCUCUCGACGUCCACUGACGAAGCUAUUCACACGCGGGAUGCAGUCUGUCUCGCGCACCCCGUCAACCACACCGGCGCUCUCCCGAGCCCUCGGCUCAGGCUCAAGAAGCCUGUCUUAUACACCGCAUACCACGUUAUCUCUACGACCGCAGCGGAAUCAGAGUCGGAAUCAGAACCAAUAUCGAUCCCAGACGGUCCGACAGAAGAGUGAUGAUGGGAUUUCCUUGAAAUCCUACGGUUUUGAAGAUAUCACCGCCUCCCUCCCCUCCGACUCUCCCUCCCCCCCUUCAUCACCCCAGAAGAACCUCAUCCUCGUGGACGUGCGCGAACCUGUCGAACUGACCGCUACGGGCAUCAUUCCCUCUGCCAUCUGCGUGCCGCUGGCAUCGCAGCCGGACGCCCUCUUCCUGACCCCGGAUGAGUUCGAGACACGCUUCGGGUUCCCCAAGCCCGGCGCCGACCGGGAGAACCGGAAUACGGAUAUCGUCUUCUACUGUAAGGCUGGGGUGAGGGCUCGCGCGGCGGCGCAGUUAGCCGUGCAAGCGGGUUACGAUCCUGAUCGUAUAGGGGUUUACGAUGGGAGUUGGUUGGAUUGGGCGGAAAAGGGAGGGAAGACGGAGAAGUGGGAGGGAGGGGAUUAUGAGUAA
Molecule: messenger RNA, 651 nt
Organism: Aspergillus tanneri
Lineage: Eukaryota; Fungi; Ascomycota; Eurotiomycetes; Eurotiales; Aspergillaceae
Product: rhodanese-like domain-containing protein
Exons: 2
Coding region: 1-651 (216 amino acids)
Cellular component (GO): mitochondrion
Molecular function (GO): thiosulfate-cyanide sulfurtransferase activity
Source: RefSeq, a predicted model, not a curated record